AUGUCCGGCUCUCCACGUCAAGAAAAAUACAUUGCUAUCGAUAUCAUGGAGCAGAGACAGCGAGAAGAGUUGAACAAUCGAAUUACACAUCUCAGGUUACUGGAGGACUUCAUCACGACCGACUUAGCCUACUACCUCGAUCUGCAAACCCAGAUUGUAAACAAGACAAUAGAGACUAUCUCGUUUGAAGACCUUUGGUAUCUUUUCCGCCCGGGCGAUGUUGUGUACGCCAGGAAUCAAGGACACGAGCAGCUGUACAAGGUUCAUUCCCUCACGGGUGGUCAGUUGCGGAGGCGUAACCAUACUCGAGAUGAGAUGAAAGACCGGCGAAACGUCACCCGCCCUGUCCCACUCGACGGCGUAGUGUACACCGCUGUCGAGGAAUCAGGGUCUGGAACGUGGAGCCCAUUCAUGAUCGACUGUUUCACCAUGGGGUUUGACGGGGUUCUCGUUGGCCCAAUCGACACUCACAGGCAAAUCAAGCACUACAGUCGCAGGUGCAAGAUCACUGAUCUACCAAUCUACCCGCUUCGCUUUCAUAAACAGGAAUGGGAGGUUACUGCCAAGCUCGAAGCUAGGGGCCGGGCUUUCAUAAGCUGUUACGGUCACAAGAGUUACAGCGGCAUCACUAUCACACGGACGAAGCAAGGGCCUCAGGAAGAACACUUCCAAGGCGACAUAUACAUCGACUUACGCGAAUACUAUCUGAGAUACUCUCUGGAGAGACCUCACUUCGGGACACUGCAAAAGGCAGCACCUGAUGUCACAGAGGUGGAUGAAGGCAAGGACGGAAGGCGGUUCUUCGACCAUGAGGUGGAUGAAAAGAUCACCAAGAACUUUAUAUGCUCUCAUUACUCUACCAUGGAGCCAACCCUUUCGAAUCGUGGUGCUGCAGUGCAAGACUCCCCCGAGGUUGUGCAGAUCCUUGGACACCAAGUCCCUGCCUACUUGUUUCGUCACAGGAAAUACGUACAUGUAUACGUUGAGAACGUCAAGGAUAUCGAUGACGCGGAAGAUACCGGCUGGGAAGACCUGGUCAUUCCUGACGGUCACAGGAACCUCUUGGUAUCGCUGGUCGAGAAUCACACGAAGGGCGGAGUCACAGACCUUUACACAGAUAAUGCUAGUGAAGAUGCUUCACAGAUCGAUAUAGUUAGGGGCAAGGGCCGUGGGCUUGUUAUUCUGUUACACGGACCCCCAGGCUCAGGCAAGACCAGUACCGCCGAGACUGUCGCUGCCUACACGCGGCGACCGCUAUAUGCAGUCACCUGCGGAGAUCUCGGACUCUCACCGAGAGAAAUCGAGCAUAGCCUUCGAGAGCACACGGACCGAGCUCAUCGAUGGGGUUGUGUACUGCUCCUAGAUGAGGCUGACGUCUUCCUGACACGCCGCGACUGGCGUGACAUGAGUCGGAACGCACUCGUGUCAGUGUUUCUACGCCAGCUUGAGUACUAUGCUGGCAUCUUGUUCCUCACCACCAAUCGCGUCGGAGUCAUCGAUGAAGCAUUCAAGUCCCGUAUACACGUGUCUCUCCGCUAUCCCCGACUCAGGCUGCAAGAGACGCAGCAACUGUGGGAAAAAACACUGGCACGCAUAGAGCGCGACAACAAGAGGACAAAGGUGCAGAUCAAAUUUGACCGAGGAGCACUCCUAGCCUUCGCAAAGAAGCACUACAAUCAGCACGAGGAGACGGAGACAACUUGGAACGGCCGCCAGAUCCGCAACGCUUUCCAGACAGCCAUCGCCCUGGGCCAAUACGAUCGGCAGAAGGCACUUAGAGAAGCAAAGAUGACGAGCGAGGACGCCGAAAAGACCGGGCAGAAGAAGGGGAUGAUGAUGAGGUUGACGACGGCCAAUUUCCGCGACAUCGCGAAGGCAGCCCGGGAAUUCGAAGACCACCUCACGAACGUGAGGGGCCUGGAUCACUACCUGGCGCGCGAGAACCAAUGGCGGGACGAUAUGCAUGAUCCGGAGGCCCCAGAGGUGAAGAAAGACUACGGAAGGUCGCUGGCCCCGAGGUCGUCGCAUGGAAGACCAUCAGACUACCUUAGUCCACAAUCCUCUACUAUGAACCGGCCUAGGAAGAUGACAGCGAGCUCUUCAUCUUCGAAGAAGCAGGUGGCAGAAGAGAGCGACCAAGACGAAGAAGACAUCUUCGAGGAAGACCUGUCUGAUGAUUGA
This is a messenger RNA of Anthostomella pinea, 2181 nucleotides long. The record is from the annotation of a GenBank genome assembly. Lineage: Eukaryota; Fungi; Ascomycota; Sordariomycetes; Xylariales; Xylariaceae.